Molecule: messenger RNA, 390 nt
Organism: Cavenderia fasciculata
Lineage: Eukaryota; Evosea; Eumycetozoa; Acytosteliales; Cavenderiaceae
Exons: 2
Coding region: 1-390 (129 amino acids)
Cellular component (GO): intracellular membrane-bounded organelle
Molecular function (GO): 2 iron, 2 sulfur cluster binding
Source: RefSeq, a predicted model, not a curated record
AUGUCAGAAAAAUUACAACGUCAAUGGGAUAUCUCUGCAAAGAACUACUCAACUGAAGGUCCAAUCCCAGUAGACCCAAGUGAAUCUGAUAAAUGGAUUUGUAGAUGCGGUCAAUCUGCUUCAUAUCCCCUUUGCGAUGGCUCUCACAAGCAAUACAACCAAGAACAUCAAACCAAUGUAACUCCUCUCAAGGUUGCCAAGGGUGAAGAUGUUGUCUAUGUUUGCAGAUGUGGUUAUUCAAAAAAUAGACCAUUCUGUGAUGGUGCUCACAACAAACUUCGUGAAAUCAAAAAGAAUCAAGAAUUUGAUGCAAUUGGUAUGGCCAAAUUCACAGCAGUUGUUGGUUUAUUCACUGCCUUUGCUGUCAUUGUAGCCAAGAAACUUCAAUAA